Andrographis paniculata is the source of this 1189-nucleotide messenger RNA. Its product is annotated as CRIB domain-containing protein RIC6-like. NCBI's taxonomy places the organism in Eukaryota, Viridiplantae, Streptophyta, Magnoliopsida, Lamiales, Acanthaceae. The record is from RefSeq and is a predicted model, not a curated record. The coding region runs from base 300 to 944 and encodes 214 amino acids. The transcript is spliced from 5 exons.
UUAUAUUCCAAACUUAACCAAAAUUCAAAAUUGAGGCCAGAGGAAAAAAAAUAUCCUUAAUUGGUAUUCAUAUUUCUAGUCCACUUUUUCUUCUGUUCUUCAUCCUAGCUAAUUGUUGCACCAUUCUGCCUCUCUCUUGAACUUCAAGAAUCCAUUAUUUCGUAGCUUGUGGGUGUUUGUGUCGAUAUUAUUGUCGACUUUUUUGAAUCAAUCAUGAAUGAAUUAGGAGAAUGAAGGUUGGGGUUUCAUAUCAGCAAUAGAAUUACUGCCAUAUAUAUAAUCUAGAAAUAUCGUAUUGAAUGGCGACUACCAACAGCGAUAAACAUGCAAAGGUGAUGAACCCUAAGAUGAAGGGUCUUUUUAAAGGCCUUAGAUACAUUUCCCAGAUAUUUGAGGAAGAAAAGGAAGAUGAAAUACAGAUUGGUUUACCCACAGAUGUGAAGCAUGUGGCUCACAUUGGAUCUGACGGACCUUCAAAUGAUGCCCCUAGCUGGAUGAAAGGAUUCAACUCAGGCACACUAUCAUCACCCUCCAAUGAGGAUGACCAUGACAAUAACAGUAAUACCAAAUGGGUUUCUGAAGACUCAAAGAGAGGCACCAAAGCAGGUGCAGAUUCUCCUGGAAAAGACUCCCAAGGAGGAGGAGGAGCUCCAAGACAGUCACGGCGCCGCAACUCAUCGGAGAGCAACACCACCGGUGACACCUCCCCUAAGAAGAGAGAUCCAUCCUCGAAAUCCAGGUCGACUAGGAGGUCAUCCAAGGAGUCGACGUCAUCAUCGGGCCCCGAUGCCCCGAAGAAGGGCCGGAGAAAGAAGUCGAAGGAGCAAGUUAGUGGCGCCGGAUCGGGGCGGUCGAGAUCGAAAACUGGCGGUGCCGCCGAUGAUGAUUCGGUGAAACAAACUCAACAGGAUGAUCAUGGCAACCAUGAUGAAGAGCAGAGUUAAAGGAAGGUGGAUUUUAAUUAUUCUUUUUUUUUUUUUUUUUUUUUCAAAUUUGGGGGCAUUUGUUUAAUUAAUUUUGUUGAUUUGUGCAUUAAGUUCAAAUAAUUAGGCAUAGCUAUAGAGGUCCAUAAAAAGGGAAUAUUCCCUUUAGAUUGAACUACCCACUAAGUGUGUGUGGUUUUUGGAACUCUCUCUGGUCAUAUUAUACUUUCAUUUUUUAAUCCACAGCAGGCAACGCCUUGAUUAAA